AUGUUCAUCCUCAACGAACCAAUCACGUUCAGCCAUCCAACAGCUUGGGGAAUGGACCAAUGGGAAGGUGCCAUUCGACCCAAGUGGAUGGGGAUGGGAGAAGCAGCUCCAGGCGUGCUGCCAUGCCAUUGGUUGCAUGCAGAAGCAAGGUGUCGCGUUCUGAAGCCAUCAGACGCCACCUCGAGCUUCCGAAAAACCUAUAUAAAGACCCCCUUGAAAAGGAGUUACAACCAAAAGAGUGAAGACUGUCCAGACGGCUCUAUCGAGAAUCAGCGCCCAACCGCGCAGUCCGGCUGGCCGAGGAACGAAUGUUCCGCGCUCGGCCAAAACCGUGUCCGUCCGACUGAAGUCUCGGCCAAAGUCCAAACCACUCGGCCGAUCACGCACGACCCGGGAAACAUGUCCCGCGGUCGGCCAAGCCAACGUCACGCCACACCGCGCACGACCAGCGCGCGAGCCGGGAAACAAGCCUCGCGGCCGCGCAACCUUCCGCGUACCACGGCCGAUGCAUCCGUCCGAGCCGGGAAAGAACGUCCCACGUCCGGCCGAGAAUUCAUCGGCCAAAUCUCAUCCGCUCGACCACGCCGGCCGACCCGAAUCCGUCCGACCCGACCGUUCCGACUCGCCCACGACCCGACUGUCCGGCCGAUCGUCCCGACCGACCGUCCCAACGCCGCGGUCGACCCGAAGCCCGUUUUGAAGCCCAAACUUAUGUUUUCAAGCCCGGCUUAA
This is a messenger RNA of Microthlaspi erraticum, 732 nucleotides long. NCBI's taxonomy places the organism in Eukaryota, Viridiplantae, Streptophyta, Magnoliopsida, Brassicales, Brassicaceae. The record is from the annotation of a GenBank genome assembly.